Molecule: messenger RNA, 246 nt
Organism: Athene cunicularia (burrowing owl)
Lineage: Eukaryota; Metazoa; Chordata; Aves; Strigiformes; Strigidae
Gene: RPL27
Product: ribosomal protein L27
Biological process (GO): translation
Cellular component (GO): ribosome
Molecular function (GO): structural constituent of ribosome
Source: RefSeq, a predicted model, not a curated record
AUGGAAGCAAGCAGAUGUAAUGGGGAGGAGAAGGUAGAAAAGAUGUCCCAGAUCAAGCAUUCUAUUCAGAUUUAUAACUACAACUACCUGAUGCCAACAGUUAUUGCUAUUCCCUUGUACAAAGCUGCUGUCAAUAAGGGUAUUCAGGCAUUGAGUACCAAUAUGCAAAAGUAUGAAGCUGAGGUAAAAUUUGAGGAAAGAUUGAGGAGUAAGAAUAAGCAAUUCUUCCAGAAUCUGCAGUUCUAA